Messenger RNA from Candidula unifasciata, 2408 nucleotides. The record is from the annotation of a GenBank genome assembly. Lineage: Eukaryota; Metazoa; Mollusca; Gastropoda; Stylommatophora; Geomitridae.
GUCGAAGGACACUGUAUAACCCCUUCCACAAGAGAGACAAACCAUGGGAUCCUUACGGAGUAGCCAAAGUGGACUUUUCUGACCUCCUCUUGGGGGUCCGUCUACUAGAGCUGCAAAUUCCCAUCAUUAAUUGUCAAACCCCAGACAUCCUGGGGAUCUCUCCCAGUUCUUCCGGAAGACUUUUAGGAAUAUCUGGUGCUGUUGAUGGACCUGUUGACCAGCCACUGAGUUCUGGCCACUACAUCCAGGAGAAUGCCAUGCUGAAGGUUAAGAUUCAGCUAGCUCAUCCAUUGAACACACCAACCAGUCUCCUUUCUAAAGACUACAUUGCAUAUUCCAUAGAGUGUCCGUUUAAUCGAAUCAUCUUCAUAUUUGACUACCAAAAUGUGGAGCUGUUACAUAACAUCCGAACCCUUGUCAUGAGCUUCAAUGCCAGGGCUCUGGGACUCGACACCAUGUCCCAGCAUGCUAUUAAUACUGCUCUGGCCAUGUACAAACUUUCCAUAGUGCAGCAGUGCAGCCUUGACCUGAAUGUUGUCACAGGCUUCCAUGUCCUGGAUGGAGAGAAGCACAUGUUUGUUCUAGAGGGUCUGGCAGAUCAGGCUAUUGAUGUGCUUUGGGAGACAUUACCGCAGCCCAAACAGUCUGAUGUUCGUGUGCUGUAUAACUCGGACCUCUGCUUCAGCAAGAGACUGUACGGCUCCCUGGAUGUGGACCUGUGCCGGGUAAAGCUUCAUGAACCUUUGUCAGUCAUCGUCAAGCAGCCACUCCUCUAUGUCAGGGACAUGGUGUUCAAGCCUUGUUAUGAUGCUCUGACCAAACUGCACCAGAUCACUCAGAUGGACAGAAUGAGGAAUGUUGUCAAGUAUGACCUAUUUCCUACAGCAGAGAUGGUUGUGGUAAUGAGCCGAGAGUUUGGGGUACCUUAUACAGAGAAAGAUGCUGCAGAACUCAAGUAUUCUGUUUCUGAGGAGAACGUUGAGCAGGAUCUACCAGAGCCGGAGUUAAGUCAGCUUGAAGUGGGCCGGCAGGACAUGCCUGUUGACAGCCAUACACCACCCUGGGAGCAGGACGCUAGCAAAGACCAAAAGCCCAAAAACUUCAUUGAGGCUAAUAUUAAUGAUGUGUAUAUGAAGAGUGCGGCAAGAAGCUUGGAAAGAGAGCAGCACAAACAGACCUACUUCUCCCUGGAUAUAGACCCGGCUUACAACUACAGCAUACAGUAUUUGAACAGCACAGAGCUGGUCAAGGAGCAGCUGAGACAGUACCUGAAAGAGCAGGAUCCCACUGCCAGAUAUGCUUACAACCAUGAAUUUCUGUCUGGACUGUUUUGCCCUGUCAACAUCGACCAAGAGAACAAAAACUUGGAGGCGGACAGUCGGGCUCGCUGGAAGACGGAGAAGGGCUGGACUAAUCCUGGAAAGAAGGCUGUUCGUGAGAGUUAUGCCCAUAAGAAUCACCCAGAUUCCGCACGAGUGGAAGAACUUCAAGAGGAGUGGAUGGAAAACAGUUUGCACACCAACAUAUUCAAAUCCCCACUCGACAGAGACCACUAUCCCUGGAAUGACCGAAAGAAAGAUCUGGAGCUGUACUGCAAACCUCCGCCAGAUUUUGGAAACCAAGCAGCUCUGUCUAUGUAUGCUAGUGAAGCCUGUGUUCCUGAACAGUGCAAGGCUGGCCGUUUGGAAAACACUGAGGAUUGGAAGUCCCGUGUGGUGACCGAAGAUGUCAGGCAGUAUUUCCAUCGGCUUCUGCCUGCAACUGAGAUGACAGUUAAAGGAUUCUAUUCCAGCAACCAGUUGGACCGACUGAAGGGUCUUCUCAAAGAUCCAGCAAGGAAAUAUGGUCUCAGGCUGAGUUCCAAUGUGAAUGACAUUCCAGCUCUGUCAGUGAUUGGCCAGCCGUGUUUGAACAAGUCUGCCAACAGAACAGAGUCGCUCUCCAGGUUUGAGGAAUCUGGUGAUACAUUUUGUGGGCUUCGACCUGGAGAUUUACCGCACUCCUGGACAAGAGAUGACAACCAGGUCCCGUGCCACAACUAUGAACAUGAUAAGUUCAGGCAGUUGAAAGGUCAUGACUUCAGUGCAAGCCACAAGAGCAGAAAUCCGCUAAGCUUGCGGCCGAUCCUGGCUUUACGACCAGAAGAGAGAGACAACAGUUUAUUUCGAAGACCAUUCUCAGCAAGUCCUUACAGACGGCCAUUACCUCCAGUAAACCACCGGGCACAAACAGCACAAAGUUCAAACAGUCAAGAAAACUUUGCUCGGAUUCAAGAAGUGGCUUCUGAAAAUGUCAGAGUUUCAGAAAACACAGCAUUAAAUGUGCCUGCUGAAUCUGUAGAUGAUACUUGCCUAGAAUCUGAGAACAAAGAGGAACCAUUUACACAGCAUGUGCUGGCAACAGCCUAG